CAUAAUAUCAGUGUAGUAAUAUCAAUUGACAAUUUAUUAUCUAGCAGGUCUACAGCUUACUAAUAAACUAACGCAGGUAUUGAGAUUCGUUAUUCCGUUUUAUGAUUUUUCUGUUUGCGUUCAGUGCCGUUCACUCAUUAGGUUUUAGACUUAAGAAGAAAUGUGACAAAAAUAUCAUCGAAGUAUAAGACAUAUUUGAUUGCUAGUGAAAACAGUUAAGAAAAAAGGUAAAUAUGUCAAUAGAAUUUAAAAAACGUAAAGUUCUUCAAAACCGACGUAGACGUACUGCAUCUGAUAGUGAAAAUAGUGAUGAUGAAAGUGCUGUUGUUCAAAAUGAAAAACGUCAUAGAAAAUCAAAUCCAUUUAUCCAAAGUACCUCAAACAAAAAGCUUAAAGCAGCUGAAUUAAUACAUGAUUCUUCAGAGAGUGAUAAUGAAGCUGUUGGUGUUUCAUAUCGUUCUAAAAUGGACACUGACAUGAGUGGGCCUAAAGAUAUGGGUGCUACAGCAACAAUUGAAAUUGAUACUGAACUUGACAAAGAUGCUCAAGCUAUCUAUGAACGUUCUUUACAAGUAAAUAAAGAACUUAAAGGUAAAGAAGAUGACAAAGUUUAUAGAGGUUUAGCAAAUUAUACUCAAUAUUAUGAGAAAAAAGAUACAGCUUUAGGUAAUGCAUCUAGUGGAAUGGUACGCAAAGGACCUAUAAGAGCACCAGCAAAUUUACGUUCCACUGUUCGUUGGGAUUAUCAACCUGACAUUUGUAAAGAUUACAAAGAAACUGGUUUUUGUGGUUUUGGUGACAGUUGUAAAUUCUUACAUGAUCGUUCAGACUAUAAAUUUGGGUGGCAAUUAGAAAUGGAAUCUUCUCAGCAAUGUGAUUCAGAUGAUGAUGAUCCCACAAAGUAUGAAAUCAAAGAAAAUGAUGAUGAUUUCCUGCCCUUUAAAUGUUUGAUUUGUCGAGGAUCUUAUGUCAAUCCUGUAAUGACAAAAUGUAAACAUUAUUUCUGUGAAAAAUGUGCUUUAGCUCAUUUCAAAAAGAGCACUAAAUGUUUCGUUUGUGAGAAACAAACUGGAGGAUUUUUUGAUCCAGCUACAGCUAUUAUUGAAAGACUUAAUGCUGCUAAUACAGACAUAAUACAUCAAUGUAAUUCAGAUGAAGAAUCGGAUUAAUUAUGUAAUCGGAUUAUAAUUUAAUAUUUGUAAAUUAUCUGGAGUUCAAUAUGAAAACUGUGGAUGAUCCAUGUCAAUCCUUACAAAUUGAGACAAUUGGUGUAUUCAAAUAUAUAUAUAUAUAUAUAUAUAUGUAUUAAUUUGAUAAUUUGAUGUACCAAAGUAUUAUAAUUUAAUU
This is a messenger RNA of Rhopalosiphum maidis (corn leaf aphid), 1347 nucleotides long. RefSeq names its product E3 ubiquitin-protein ligase RNF113A (gene mdlc). Gene Ontology annotation, cellular component: U2-type spliceosomal complex. The transcript is spliced from 2 exons. Lineage: Eukaryota; Metazoa; Arthropoda; Insecta; Hemiptera; Aphididae. Gene Ontology annotation, biological process: snoRNA splicing. Gene Ontology annotation, molecular function: metal ion binding. The record is from RefSeq and is a predicted model, not a curated record. The coding region runs from base 234 to 1169 and encodes 311 amino acids.